This is a messenger RNA of Anolis carolinensis (green anole), 2203 nucleotides long. It is a transcript of the gene zp2, whose product is annotated as zona pellucida glycoprotein 2. NCBI's taxonomy places the organism in Eukaryota, Metazoa, Chordata, Lepidosauria, Squamata, Anolidae. Gene Ontology annotation, molecular function: structural constituent of egg coat; acrosin binding. Bases 43 to 2184 code for a protein of 713 amino acids. Gene Ontology annotation, cellular component: egg coat. The transcript is spliced from 18 exons. The record is from RefSeq and is a predicted model, not a curated record. Gene Ontology annotation, biological process: binding of sperm to zona pellucida; prevention of polyspermy.
AAGUGAGACUAUAAACACUCCUGUGGUUCCCUUCCUGCCUCAAUGGGAACUUUGCAUCAGUUGCCCAGCAUGGGGUUGCACAGCUGUUGGGGUUUUUGCAAUAGCCGGGUGGUCUUCUUGCUUGGCUGCCUGGUAGAGUGUUUGCUCCAUUCUGUGGCUUUAGAUUUUGCAGGUUCGAUAUCUUGCCAUGAUGAUCAAUUCCAAAUCAGGCUUCCUAAGGAAUCUGAAAAUGUAACUUCUUGGCAAGUAGAAAUACUUGGUGCCAAUGGGGAAGAAAUUCAGGACUGUCAGUAUGUUGUGGACCUUGAAAAGCAAACGGUGACUGCCGAGUAUGAGAACUGCACAAGCCUGGAGCAUAACAAGCGCCGCCUGAGAUUUCGGCUGCAGUUCAACGAUACAGCGACACAGGAACUGAAGAACGAAACAUACGACGUUGGCUGUGUUGCCGACCAGGCGGACGAGGCGUCCCUCUCCCAAAGCUUCAACCGUGCUACAAACUGCACCAAAGACUUCAUGGCUGUUACAUUCCCAAGACUCAUUCCCAGCUUCCAUGACGAAUAUACGAUCGCAGGGUCUCGGAUGGAGUGGAUUGUAUCGAUUGACGACGGGACAAAAGAGCACAGCCUAAGCCUUCGGCAAGCCAUACAGCAGGGCUACACUUUUCUUAUGGAUGGCAACCAGAUUAUCAUCAGAGUCCCCUUCAAUGCCAGAGGAGUUGCUACAUACAAGCAAGAUGGCCAUGUCCUGUACACGGUGGCGCUCAAACUUACCUAUGGACCUCCUGAACAACGGCUCACGGUGGAGUCAAGAAUGAUCUGUGCUCCAGGACCAGCAACAUGCAAUUCCACUCAUAUGACAAUCACCAUCCCAGCCUUCCCAGGAAUACUGACAGCUGUCAGUCUGGAUGAUAAGAACAUUCCUCUGAACCAGUUUCAAGCCAGUGGAAUUGGCAUAGACACAAGGAGAGGGCUGCAGCUGUUCAUCAGCAAGAGAGACCUGAAAUCUCAGCUCUACAGAGAUGACGACUGCUCAGGCUUCCGGACAUACUCCUCAGCCUUGAAACUCAAAUUUGAUUACCACGGAGAGAUGGCAACAAUGGUUACUUUCCCAGAAUGUCCUUGUGAGCAAGAUGCACCAAUAGCCGCUAUAUGCACCCAGGAUGGCCACAUGGAGUUUGACGUCCACAGCGACAGCACGAGGCCGGCACUAAACCUGGAUACGCUCAAGCUGAAGGACCCUUCCUGUGGUCCAGUCUUCAGAUCUCCUUCCAACAAUAUGGUUCACUUUCGUGUGCCACUGAAUGGGUGCGGGACCCGGCAGAAGUUUGAAGGUGAGAAGGUUAUAUACGAGAACGAGGUGAGUGCCCUUUGGGUGGAUCUCCCACUGCGCUGGAUCUCCAGAGACAGUGAAUUCAGGCUGACCGUGAUGUGUGCCUAUGGGAGUGAUGAUGCGUCGCUGAAUAUCAAGAUGAGCAGCCUUCCGCCUCCGGAGUCUGUUGUAAACCAAGGUCCGCUCUCUCUGAUCCUCCUCAUCUACCCAGAUGGCUCUUACGCCUACCCUUACAGUGACGACCAGUAUCCCAUUGUAAAAUAUCUGCGGCAGCCCAUUUUCCUGGAAGUGCAGGUGCUCAACCGUAAUGACCCAAAUAUCCACCUGAUGCUGGAUGACUGCUGGGCUUCGCUAUCAGUUGAUCCAUCUUCCUUGCCACGUUGGAACAUUGUGGUCGAUGGGUGCGACUAUGAACUUGACAACUACAAAACGGUGCUCCAUCCUGUGGGCCCCGCCGUUAGCUAUGCCAACUUCCGCCAGAGAUUUGAAGUGAAGGCGUUUGCAUUUGUUUCCAAUGGCAAAGCACUGCCCAGCCUGGUAUACUUCCACUGCAGUGUUCUCAUCUGUGACCGGCUUCACCCAGACUCCCCGCUGUGUUCAACCAGGUGCCCUCGUCCUUCUAGAGACAGAAGAGAUGUGGCCCCGUCAGAGAAUGCUGCUAUAGUGACCCUUCCUCAUGCUGUCAUUCUGGUCCCAGAGGAGCAACAGGCUACCAAAGGCCCACAGAAGUGGAGAAACGGGGCGUGGGUGACGGCGGCCCUUGUCACUGGUGUGGCGCUGAGCCUCCUGGCUGCUGGGCUAGCGGGGGUCGCUUGCCUGAAAACUCAGAAGAAGAGAGCCGUCCCGGUAAACUGAAUAAAAUGAGAUGAAGUGA